UCUUAUUUCCUUUCUAGUGUGGAUAUUUUCUGUUUUUUGUCUUUAUCAGAUUACCUUUGUUUGAUUCACCAGGCUCUUUGUGGAUUCAUUCAAUGUCAUGUUAUUCAGGGUUAUGUUCAGCUAUUUCAUCAUGUCUUCAAGAAGCACAUUAUUUCUGAUCAUAUGUAUUCAGAGAAUAUCAUUUGGCUCAAAACAAGGCGCCAAGAACAAAAUUAUACAGCAACUACAUAUUCAAGUUCAGACCAAGAGCAGAGAAUGAAGUAUGCAAAGAGAUACACCAAAAAAGAACCUAAACCUGGCUCAAAAAGAACUGGGAGCAAUCCCAAAGUUAGACCAGAAAAGCCAACUAUCAAAGUUGUGCCUUCCUACCCCAUGUAUAUAAACGGUGAGACAGUGAUGUUACGAUGUUCCUCCACAUCUUGUAAUACUAGUUGCAUGUACACAUUCUAUGAAGGACAAUCCGAGGUUGAAAGAGAAGAAUAUUCAGAUUCCAUAGAAAUUACUGUUAACAAUCAGAGUGGUAAACUUCAGUCCUACACAUGCAUAGCUUGGAAAUUCUCUACUGACUCGCUAUCAAGUGAUGGUAUUUUAUUAACAGUAAAAAAUCCCCCAGAAAAGCCAAUCAUUAUUGCAAACUCCCGCGUGUUUGAUGGUGACACGGUGCAUAUUUAUUGUAAAGUGCCUGACACUUUCACUGCAAAGAGACUCUUUUUCUAUAAAGAAGAUGAAUUAAUAAGCACUUAUCUUGUACAGGAACACAGGAGCAGUUCAUCUUAUAUCUUAACAAUAGCCAAUAUUACCAGUUCAAGUGAAGGAAAUUACACAUGUCAGUAUGAAGCAGACUUAAUAAACCGAACCUGGAAUUCAAUGAAGAGUGAUUCAUUUCUUAUCAGAGUACAAGCAUCUUCACAAAUUCUGAAUAUCAUCAGAAUUUGUAUUGGUAUCUUGGUUCUUCUUAUACUGGCAGUCAUAACAGUGACAGCAAGAAAAACAUAAGAUUUUGCAGAGUAACCAGCUGAUUCAUGCAUCCUGUUUUCACCACUGUGGCUGAGAUCAAGCAAAAGUCAUAAUAAAUGCCCGACAUUUUGGUCUGAAACUCUGAUACCUUCAAAUCUUUUCCUAUAGCUUCUUCAUAAAAGAAGCUUCAUAAGCUGGUGCAAAAAAUCUGAGAUCUCCAGAUGUGUGAGUGUCUUAAAGGGAGCUGUGUAUAUAUAUUA
Molecule: messenger RNA, 1217 nt
Organism: Protopterus annectens (West African lungfish)
Lineage: Eukaryota; Metazoa; Chordata; Ceratodontiformes; Protopteridae
Product: carcinoembryonic antigen-related cell adhesion molecule 5-like
Exons: 8
Coding region: 163-996 (277 amino acids)
Biological process (GO): cell surface receptor signaling pathway
Molecular function (GO): transmembrane signaling receptor activity
Source: RefSeq, a predicted model, not a curated record